CUUGAAUGGUUUUUUUCUUGAAGUAGAGCAUGAGCAAGAAGUCUAGAUGAAAUUCGUGUGCUGGUCCUGGACGAAUAUACAUGCAGCACCCUCCUGAUCUCGUCCUCUGAAGAUUUAAUGAUUUAUUUUCUCCAGUUCUUUGUGAAAAAGUGCCCCGAAAUACAUCAUCAAAAUUACUCUCACGAAUGGGUUCCCGUCGGGAGGAGUAUUUGCGCCGUCGCACGAGCCACAAGCUCCGCGAGUGGGUUGUUGUAUCGUCCCCGGCGGGUCGUGAGGGUGGUGGAGAAGAAGGGACUACUACACGACAAAAUGAUCUUCAUGCCAACACAACUUCAAUCGACCAAAAUGCUGCUCUCGACGCAGAGGAGGACCACCGUAACGAGGACCACCGUACGAGUACCGGGCGAGGACCUCCUCCUGUUCGCUCAACAUCUUCGCGGCACAACAAGAACCGUAGUUCCUCAUCGUCUUCCGACCUCUUGGAGGAAGAUCGGCAGGACCCCGUGACUGUCUCCAAGAACUUCAAGAUCGAGCUGCAGUCGGACGCUUUUGGCACCAGCUCCGCGAAGCAACUGCUCGCCGCAAGGAGCAAGCAGCAGGGUCCUUCGAGUAAAGAGUCAGAAGUGCUGUCGUCUUCGAUAGUCGGUGGAGCCGUGUCCUCUGCCAGCAACAAGAAUUCGCUGGAGUCUCGCAUCGAAGGUUUGAAGCGGGAGACGAAUCUGAUGAAGCAAAAGUUGGAAACGAAACGAAACGCGCGGGCGAGAAACGUUGCGUGGGAGGUGCCCACGACUAGUUGUACAGGAGAUGAAGAACAAGUAGAACCCAAAAACGUCACAAAGAACACAAAUGCAGUUUCCGUGGCGCCCAAACGACCGGAAUCGGUUUCGCGCCUGCGUCCGCCUCAACAGAUUAAUACCGUGCAUCACCGUGUAAGGAACAUUGCUAGAAGCGAUCAAGGCGGCCGCGAUGGGCAAAGAAAUACGAAAGUAGAGACCACACACCGCCGGAUGAGCUUGCAAGAAAGAAAUCCAAAUUCCGCAUCGCGGUCAGGUGCGUCCUCUUCAGCCUCUUCGUCUGAAAUUGAGACCAUGGGCGGGACGCGUGGAUUAGCACAACUACCGCGAGAUGAUUCAGCUCAUGAAGUACGAGCAGCUGGGCUGUCCACAUCCUCUGCUUUUUUCACCUCCUCAUCUUCCGAACAAGAAGUCCAAGUCGAACCCGUCCCCCACCCCACCUCGAUCGACGACGAGCUUCUGCUGGGCCGGCUGUUGCGUCUGGCGCUCGGGCGGGAGCUGUUGGGCAGCUGCAAUGACGAGAGGAACAAUAUUAUGCACAAUCUGAAUAAGUCGGUUUUGCUGCAGGCUGUGGAAGAAAGGGAACGUGCGACAGGAAUUCCGAAUGGCGCGGCAAGUUCAGUAUCAGUUUCAAGCAGCUCGAAGCGCAGCUGCAACUCCAGUGUAGUGUCGACCUCGAAAACGUCCUCCAAACUGAUUUAUCCUGGAGAUGGUAGUUGUGCAUCAACGUCAACCGUGGUAGUGGCACCACUAUCGACGAAACAAGCGGCAGGCGAACAUCAAGACGAGCCAAGUCUCACCCUCGUCGAUGCCAGCCUGCAUCUAGCGGACGCACCGAAAAGUCCGGAACUUUUGCGCCAGACCAGUCGGCUUCCGGAAAGUUCAAAUAGUGAAAAUAAAGUAGCAGGUGAAGGUGGAGGGGAAAAUGAAGCUACUUCUAGCAAACGAACGGCGACGUGCAGGAAAAAAUCUUCUAAAGAACCGCUGAACACGACCAGGGACGAGGUCUAUGCUGAGGAAGUUUACGGAACUGCUAGUACUAUUGCAGGAGACGAAGAGCCGCAGCCGGCGAAAAGUAUGACCAGCGCGAGCAACAGUAACAGCAAGGAGAUCACCUCCAAACUACGCCCUGCGAGUGCGCCGGCGCACAAAGUAUCAAAACAGGAGAGAAGAAGAUCGUCUUCAUCAGGUUCCUUUACGCCGGUGGUCGCGCAGAACCCGGAAACCAUGACGUUUCACACCAGUUUUCAUUAUCAGUCUUCCCCGGAAAAGAGUGAGACGGAGAGCUUUUUGGAUCGCAGUAGUGUUAGAAAAGGAGAAGUGGUGGACGUCGAGCCGAAGAAGAAAAAGAAAUCCUUAACUCUGGUUCCGGAACUUCAAUCUAGAACGGUGAGCAGUGGUGUGGUACACCGAGGAAGCAAAACAUCGACAACCGCGACCCGCACUAGCAAAGAAUCAGCAAAUGACUCAAGUGUGCAAGUAGUUGUACCACCACCAACUCUUCCUGUCAGAUCCACGAAAAAGCAAGAGGCGAGAAAGCAGGCGGCGAGCGCGAGGCAGCAGGCUAUGGAAAAAUACGCGAAAAACGCUAGUACGGGUAGUACUUCUACAUCUGGGUGGAACAGAGUUGUAAAACAAGAAGGCGCAGAACUGGCCUCGGAAAUAAACAAAGAUCCAUCCAUCAGUGCCACUACAAAACCCAGCAUGUCGAGUGCGAAAGCCAAAACUCCGGCCCGGCCGAAAGCCACCCCGGGGUCGUCCACGAGGGGAACAAACGCGGAAUCCAGCAAAUCCGCACUGCAGUUGACUGCUGCAGAAGUUCUUGCUCCAGAUAGAAUCGACGCUGAUGCUCCUACACAAAGAACAUUUCAACGCGUUGCUUCCAGCACGACCGAAAAAAUCGAUCCAGAGACAUCAAAUUCAGCUGCGACUGCGAGAAAGAAAUGCUCAAGCGAAGAUAUUGGCUGCAUGGUGAAGAAGGAGUUUACCAAAGUGCAGCCGGGCGAAUUUUCUGUAAGCGAUGCUGCGAACUCCCUGCCACCGACGCGGUUGGGCUCGAAGAUAGUACAACAGGAACAACAUCAAUUCGCAAACAUGAUUAAAGCAGGCAGCAAAGAGCACAGAAGUUGUAGUUCUUCAAAAAACAGUUCUGAACUAUUAACAUCUUCACGAAGGAGCGCUUCCUCGUCCAAGAAGAGCAAGUCGAGCAGUGGUUGUGUAUCCAUCUCCUCUUCGGCCAGCAGUACGGCGACGAGAUACGAUACGGAAACAAUCCGAAACCGGAAGCUUCUGCUGGACGGAUUAAAAAUGGAGAACAAUACAACUGAGAACGGUGGACCUGUCCUCGAGGAAGGUGGAAAUUUUGACGCAAAUGGUGGUCCUACUACAACAUCAGGAACAGCGCAGGAGGACGUCGUGAACAAAGUGCAGUGGUUGUUGGAGCAAUUUGCGACGGAAGUGGAUGCGAUUGAAAGCGAAGUUCAACUGGACAAAGGGCAUGGUGAACAAGGUCAACAUGAUGAAGACAACCAGAACUACCAAGCAGGAGCUGCUACAACGCAGAGAAGAACUGCAUCAAGGACAUCAAAGCCGACAUUGAAAAAGAACAACUUCCCCCGGUGCAAAUCCGCUGGCGUGAUAGACACGGCGCGGAAGCAGUAUUUUGAGAGCCACGACGACUAUUUCGCAGUGAAAAACAACAAAAUUCUGGACCGGGACGGUAAGGUUGUGCAGGAAACGAGAGAGCCACCAGUAAAAAUUCUGGCUGGGAUGAAACAAGAGGAUCAUGAUCAUGAUGCGUGGUCCUCGUCGUCGAAAAUGUCUAGACCUCGGACCCCGCAAAGGCCCCGAGCCUUCUCCAACGUGCAGAGCCGCCUGCUGGAACCUAAAAAAAAUACUAGGACGCCUUCAUCCGCUGGGCGUCAUGAAGACAGGCUGAUCGAGCGCCAGGCGAAGGAGUUACCAUCUGGCGAAACCAAUUUAUUUUCCAAGAACACGACUACGAGAAGUCAAAGCAGUACCUCCCUUGAUACUAACCGUGUUGCGAAGAGACCGACGACACGUCCGAGUAGGUUGUCGACCCCUACCACGCAAAUAACGUCUGACGUAGGAACAGAGAAAGUUACAGCAUCUUCAGACGAGACGACGAGAACGGGAGUCGCGGUUCUUGACUGUCGUGCUGCUAAUCGUAGUUCAAGAACUUCUUCUGCGACGGGGACUACUACAGGUGAACAAAUCAGAAUCUGUGCAGCUACCACUUCUCGUGUACCAUCCUCCGCACAACUUCUACAGGAAAUACAAGAUGAUGAAAAAGAGCUUCCUUCUCGUUCGAAGUCCUGCUACACCAAUCGGUGGGACCGGCUAUCGACACAACGGUCCACAAGAAAUAUUAAAUUCCGACCGGCACUAGACACGCCGAAGGAGGUUUUAGACGCGCCACCGCCGUUCAGUUUUAAGCCGACGUUGCGGGCGACAGAGGUGUUUAAGGACGUGAAGCCGCGGUACCUGCAAUCAGCGGACGAAUACGUGGAAAGGAGACACAACCAGAUACACUUGGAGGUAUUAAGUUGUACCACUUAUGAGUGUCCGUCGUAGAAGUGUUUGUAGAGGGUUUCUUUCAAUCUAAUUGUGAUUCUCAUUCUCUCAGGUAGUUUGCUCUGCGCUUGGGCUUCGUGCUGCUACAGCAUGGCAGAAGAGCUUUGCAGCAGUCAUAGGAUAAUUCUAUUGUGCUGAUACUGAUAGAUAAAUACUAAAAAAAAACGAAAUAUGAAAAAAUUCCAGCUCCUAGAGGAAGAGGAGAAGCGGCUCCGCGCCGAAGCAACCACGCCCUCCGGUGUGUCGCGCAUGAAUAUGAGUCAGUCGACGUUCGAGAAGCAGAAUACAACAAGUACCACGGCAGGAGCCGCCUUUGCUCGCGACCCGGACCAUGUGAAUUCGGAUGACGAGCGGGAAAUGAAGAAGCAGUUUAGAGCAAAUCCGGUGCCGCAGUUCAAGCCGCAGCACGUGAAAGGACAGUACAAUCACUUCCGGUUGCAGCACGCGGCACGGGCGGAGAAGGAGCGGAAGGAGCAGCUGGAGUCGAAAAUGACAUUGCGCCCCACGACACUGGCUCCAUCACCGACCAAGUACAGAACCAGGCGGCCAGAUGUACCCUACUGCUGAUGUACAAUGAUGUCGGAUUAGCAUAAUUAGACAGAGAUCGAGAUGAACUGAACAGCGCAUGUAGAACGGGUGCUGAAAUAAUUAACGCGACGUGACCACUGUGUAAAUGUGACUAUCUCGGAGACGAGGACGAGAUAUUAGAAGACCAAGGCAACGAAGAAACCAAGUUUAGAACUUAGCACGAAGAAAAUGUGUAUCUUUUGAAAGUGGGUCCAGGUGUUGUGCGCCUACCCUUCCUUAUGUUUCACUUUGAGAUGUUGAUCAAAUUCAAAACGUAUUGAAAAAGCCAAAGCUCAUCUAUAAUUGGAUACCAAAAAUAAAUAUCAGAAUAUGUUUCAGUUUCAGCAAGAACAUCAGGGGCGACCAAGUUUUGAUUUGAACACAUGUACAAAAAUUUAAAUAUCAGGAGAAAGUUGAUGUUGAACGAGUUUGCCGCUGGGUGCGUCGUGUGUGCCGCUCCGGCGAUUUUCCUGUCGUAUGUUGUGUGGGC
Molecule: messenger RNA, 5445 nt
Organism: Amoebophrya sp. A120
Lineage: Eukaryota; Dinophyceae; Syndiniales; Amoebophryaceae
Source: the annotation of a GenBank genome assembly